UCUUUGCCUCCGUGACGACAUCUCGCGAGAAGAUUGUGGGGGCGGGGCUCUAGCGCUGUGGGCAGGACUACGUUUCGGGAGGGUCAUUUAGUUGCAAGGCGGCUUGGUGCUGGCUGCGGCCAGGAUUCGGCGCGAGGACGCGGGUUCACCUCAGAGCGAUGCCCUGGCUCUCUGUGACGCUGAAGUGAGAGGGGCCGGCGCGGGCCCAGCCCUGGCCGGGCAGCAUGACCAAGCCCCGGCUCUUCCGGCUGUGGCUGGCGCUGGGGUCUGUUUUCAUGGUUCUGCUCAUCAUCGUGUACUGGGACAACGUGGGCACUGCCCACUUCUACCUGCACACUACCCUGUCCAGAGCCCACGCGUUGGCGCCCCUGCCCACCCCCGGGCAGGGGGAGGACAAGGAGUUCCCCUCCAAUGUGGACGAAUUUCUAGAUAAGCUGCUCGCUUCUGGUGCAAAGCACGACUUUUCCAAGAAAAAGACCACGCAGCCCACAGUACAGGCCCCCAACAAGCCGGCAGACAGCCGCAUGGAGGAGAGCGUGAGGGGCUAUGACUGGUCCCCCCAGAACGCUCAGCAGCACCCCGACGCAGGCCGGCAACAGGCCGAGCGGAGGAGCGUGCUGCGCCACUUCUGCGCCAACUCCAGCCUGGCCUUCCCCACCAAGGAGCGCUCCUUCGACGACAUCCCCAACUACGAGCUGAACCACCUCAUCGUGGACGACCGCCACGGCGUCAUCUACUGCUACGUGCCCAAGGUGGCCUGCACCAACUGGAAGCGCGUGAUGAUCGUGCUGAGCGAGAGCCUGCUGGACCGCGGCGCCCCCUACCGCGACCCGCUGGACAUCCCGCGCGAGCGCGUGCACAACAGCAGCGCGCACCUGACCUUCAACAAGUUUUGGCGGCGCUACGGCAGGUUCUCGCGGCACCUCAUGAAGAUCAAGCUGAAAAAGUACACCAAGUUCCUGUUUGUGCGCGACCCCUUCGUGCGGCUCAUCUCGGCCUUCCGCAGCAAGUUCGAGCUGGAGAACGAGGAGUUCUACCGCAAGUUCGCGGCGCCCAUGCUGCGGCUCUACGCCAACCGCACCAGCCUGCCCGCCUCGGUGAGCGAGGCCUUCAGCGCCGGCCUCAAGGUCACCUUCGCCAACUUCAUCCAGUACCUGCUGGACCCGCACACCGAGAAGCUGGCGCCCUUCAACGAGCACUGGCGGCAGGUGUACCGCCUCUGCCACCCGUGCCAGAUAGACUACGACUUCGUGGGGAAGCUGGAGACGCUGGAUGCGGACGCCGCCCAGCUGCUGCAGCUGCUCAAGGUGGACGCGCAGGUGCACUUCCCCCCGAGCUACCGGAACAGAACUGCCAGCAGCUGGGAGGAGGACUGGUUCGCCGAGAUCCCGCUGGCCUGGCGGUGGCAACUCUACAAACUCUACGAGGCGGACUUUGUUCUCUUUGGCUACCCCAAGCCCGAGCACCUGCUCAGAGGCUGAGGACGCCUCGAAGAGCCGGGCUGGCCGGGUCCCCCGCAGCCCAUGGGGGCCUGCCGCGGGUGACAUCCGAGGGGGGCUCUAGGACUGCGCCCUGUCUUCUGCUUCCUUGCCUCGUGUGGAGUCACAUGCCCUGGUGGAGAGGCUGCCGAGGGUCUGGUCUUGACUUCACGUGUUCCAGGUUUUAAACAAGCUAUGGUUUUGCAGUCUGGGCUUGCUGUGCACUCCACAGCCUGUGUUCCCUGAGCACUGUGUUAGUACUGUUUUCUAAGAUUAAUAUAUUUCAGAUAUUUAAUAUGA
Cavia porcellus (domestic guinea pig) is the source of this 1778-nucleotide messenger RNA. It is a transcript of the gene Chst12, whose product is annotated as carbohydrate sulfotransferase 12. Gene Ontology annotation, biological process: proteoglycan biosynthetic process; carbohydrate biosynthetic process. The record is from RefSeq and is a predicted model, not a curated record. The coding region runs from base 225 to 1481 and encodes 418 amino acids. Gene Ontology annotation, cellular component: membrane. NCBI's taxonomy places the organism in Eukaryota, Metazoa, Chordata, Mammalia, Rodentia, Caviidae. Gene Ontology annotation, molecular function: sulfotransferase activity. The transcript is spliced from 2 exons.